ACUACAAAUAUGGUACUGUCCGACGGCAGGUCGGAGUUCACAAGAUCUGCAGUGUGUCGUCCCUUGGCCGUGUUUUUAAUUGUCUGAAAGGUUUAAUUAUCGCUUUAUAUAACGUUGAAGAAUGUCUUCUGAUUCUGGUUAUGGCCAACAUGGCGCACAGCAACAAAGUUACGCAUCAUAUGGCGCCCCUCCUGCCCAGGGCUACCAGCAAAGUGCACAGGGCUACGGCCAGGGGAACGACGGGGCCUCGUACGGCGGACAGAGCUACGGCUCGGGGUACGGGCAGCACGCAGCCGAAAGUUAUGGGCAGACCGCGCAGAGCUACCCCUCCGGGGGGUACGGGCAGCAGCAGCCAGCGCCACCGCCGCAACAGCAGAGCUACGACAGCUACGGGCAGCAGAGCGCGGAGCCUUCGACUGGAGGGUACAGUGGAAAGCCAGCUUAUGGUCAGCAAUCUGGCUAUGGUGACCAGGGAUCCUACGGACAAUCUCAAGGGGGUUAUGGAAGAAGGAAUGAUGGUGACACUGGUCAGGGGAUGAGGAGGUAUGGAGGCGAUGAGGGGAGCCGUUCCGAAGGUUUCGGCGGCGGAUAUGGAUACAGGGGCAGGGGACGCGGAGGGUACGACCGGGACGGAAGAGGCGGAGGCAUGGGUGGUGGUGACCGUGGUGGCUACAAAAAUUUCGGUGGCCCGAGAGAUGAUGGACCAAGACAUGAUUCAGGUGAUCAGGACAACUCCGACAACAACACCAUCUUUGUCCAAGGGCUUGGGGAAGACGUCUCCACUCACGAGGUCGCGGACUACUUCAAACAGAUCGGGAUCAUCAAGUUGAACAAGAAGACGGGGCUGCCCAUGAUUAACCUGUACACCGACAAAGCCACCGGUAGACUGAAGGGAGAAGCCACCGUGUCGUUCGACGACCCCCCGUCCGCGAAGGCCGCCAUCGAUUGGUUCGACGGGAAGGAGUUCCACGGGCAGCCCAUCAAGGUGUCCUUCGCCACGCGACGGGCGGAGUUCCUGCAGCGGGGCGGCCGGGGACGCGGAGGGUUCAGAGGUCGUGGUGGUUUUGGAGGCGGACCUUCGUUUGACAUGAAGGGAGGCGAUUGGCCCUGUCCCAACAGGUAAGCGGUGACAUACCUUAAAAUCCC
Molecule: messenger RNA, 1146 nt
Organism: Anguilla rostrata (American eel)
Lineage: Eukaryota; Metazoa; Chordata; Actinopteri; Anguilliformes; Anguillidae
Product: RNA-binding protein FUS-like
Exons: 13
Coding region: 122-1123 (333 amino acids)
Biological process (GO): regulation of DNA-templated transcription
Cellular component (GO): nucleus
Molecular function (GO): RNA binding; transcription coregulator activity
Source: RefSeq, a predicted model, not a curated record